UAUGCCUGCUGCAUCUUACACGAAGGACAAUGUCUUCAUUCGAGCUGAGAAGACCUGGAUCGAAGCGCAGAACUUCUGCCGGGUUGAGCACUCGGACCUGGUCAGCAUCCAGUCGCUGGAGGAGAACGCACUUGUCGCCCAGGUUCUCCAGAGCGACAUGCCGGCUUGGAUUGGCCUCUUCAACCGGCACCAGUCCGAAUACAGCUGGAUGUGGGCCAACGGCGACGAGUUCAUCUACUCCAACUGGGACAACUUCUACCCGAUGGACUACGCCACCAUGUCCGUCUGCGUCAUCAUGCUGAACGGCCGCUGGAAGGACGUGCCCUGCGACUUCAAGUUCUCUUUCGUCUGCUACAGGGGUUAACCGGGCUUUUACUCCAAGAAUAGAAAAAGCAUUUGGGACUCUUCAGAAUGACUUGAAGUUUACUGACAAUGGCCUGAGAAGGAAAAUGCUCCCCCUCCACACGCAACAUGCCCCCCCCAACUUCAUGUGACUAUUCUGCUGCCUCAUAUAUUUCAUCCUCCAGCUCUUAAGAAUGGAAUCACCGCCUCUGCACCCAUCACGUUAACAUGUUUUUCCUGAGAGCAGUCCUUAUCCUGCAGUGUUUUUAAUGGAGAAAUCCCCAAUUUUAAAUGAUUCAUCGGUGGUUGGGGGUGGAAGGUGGGCACUUUCUGCAAAGCCUUUUUGUGCGUUUUUUUGUUUGUUUUGCCAGACCCACUCCCCAUUUUAGACAAUAGACUUCUUUUUCUUCUUUUGUGUGGUGUGCACAGCCUAAAGUUGUUGGACAACUUGUUCUAUUUGCUCUUCCGUUUGUGCACGUCGAGUUGAUUGCAUUUAGUCGAAACAGGGCGGACCACGCGAAGAUUGCAAUCUGACAAUAGACAAUAGGUGCAGGAGUAGACCUAUUCGGCCCUUGGAGCCAGCACCGCCAUUCAAUGUGAUCAUCCCCAAUCAGUACCCUGUUCCUGCCUUCUCCCCAUAUCCCCUGACUCCGCUAUCUUUAAGAGCCCUAUCCAGCUCUCUCUUGAAAGCAUCCAGAGAACCGGCCUCCACCGACCUCUGAGGCAGAGAAUUCCACAGACUCACAACUUUCUGCGUGAAAAAGUGUUUCCUCGUCUCCGUUCUAAAUGGCUUACCCCUUAUUCUUAAACUGUGCGUGGCCCCGUCUUUUACCGCGUUCUUUAUGUUUCGCAUUCUCCGGCGUCGCCCCGAUCGCUCCAGGGUUAAACCGUGGCCCCGCUGUCUACAAAAUGCCCAGCCGUGGGCGAAGCGUAAAGGGACCAUUCUUCUGGAGAGCGAACCGUGCGCGUCACACACGUGACCAAACUGUUGUCACACCAAAUGAUACAUUAAAAAAAAUAUGUUGUACGAGACGAAUCUUGUUCGCCGCUUAUUUUUUCCCGCCGACAGAACUGUGACGCGUGCCUGCUGAAGAUAUGAACAUUAUAGCUUUAAAA
Leucoraja erinaceus (little skate) is the source of this 1458-nucleotide messenger RNA. Its product is annotated as lithostathine-1-alpha-like. The coding region runs from base 2 to 364 and encodes 120 amino acids. Lineage: Eukaryota; Metazoa; Chordata; Chondrichthyes; Rajiformes; Rajidae. The record is from RefSeq and is a predicted model, not a curated record. The transcript is spliced from 2 exons.